Messenger RNA from Symbiodinium sp. CCMP2592, 285 nucleotides. Lineage: Eukaryota; Dinophyceae; Suessiales; Symbiodiniaceae. The record is from the annotation of a GenBank genome assembly.
AUGGAGCGCAUCCUCUCGAGGAACGUGGUCGACGACCUUCAAGAAGACAAAAGCCUUCCGGACCCUGAGAACGAUACGAAACAGGAGGAGGGCAUGGAGGGCAUGGGUGACCUCGGCCGGAACUUGGAGUUCAUGAUGAUGAAGAUCGCCCAGCUGGAGACGAUCGUGGAGCUCCAGCAGGUGCAGAUCAAAGACAUGAACGAGUGGAGGAAAGCACACAUGAGCCGGGAACACAACGCUCCUCAGCCGCAGCCUCCUUCCACCCAGGAGGCCACUCCGAGCUGA